Molecule: messenger RNA, 1401 nt
Organism: Melitaea cinxia (Glanville fritillary)
Lineage: Eukaryota; Metazoa; Arthropoda; Insecta; Lepidoptera; Nymphalidae
Exons: 7
Coding region: 220-1275 (351 amino acids)
Source: RefSeq, a predicted model, not a curated record
UAAAUAAGACUGUUUCAAAAAAGUAGACUUUACAUUUUUUUUUAUAUGGGCAGAAUAAAAACGGAGCUCAUUAGAUUACAUACGCUUUGAUUGAAAAUAUUUGCCACUUCUAAAAAUGACAACUAAUUUUUUGACAAUGUUAGCGUUGAAAGGGAUCGAAUCUGAAACUUCAGUUACGCUUGGCAUUUUUUAAAAUUAUUUAAUAGUAUAUUUUUGAAUAUGUCCUUUAAGAAACUCAUGAAAGGAGUGCCUCCAGAAAUUUUGGUUGCAGAUGGUUUCGUGUCUCGAGAUCAAGAUGCUCUUACAUCUUGUCAAGCUGCAUGUACGACGAGGCUUGGGGUGACCUUACAGAUGGAACAGGAAGAUUACCUGUUACGUCAUCCUGAGGUGCACACGAUGCUUGAGACAUUUGUCAGUAAAAUAGUGAAAAAAAAUAAAAGAAAAGGAAUACUAAAAGAAGCUGCUGAACAUUUCUUAAGACCAGUUGAAGAACUGAAGAGAGAAAUAGAAAUAGCUACUUUGAGACAUCAUACACAAAAUACGAAGCUGGAGACCCCUUAUGAUGACGAGAAACUGAAAGACGAUUUAAGAAAACUUAUAACGUCGCAUUAUCCGUCGAAGCCCGUAGAAUCCCGUACUCCUUCAAUCUCAACCCUCAACACGGUAUCAUCGUCCUUCAUUUCAAUAAUAACAUCUGACACUACCUUAGCAACUCCUGAACCAAUACCAACUCCAGAACCAACGCUUUCUGAGACUCUUUUCACACUGAUCUCAAACACCAUCGAUAAAGCAAUUUUUCUUCGUAUUGACGACCAAGCUGUGAAUUACGAUACGGCUUACAUGGAACUUGUAAAAGCAGUUGAAGAGGCAAUGGAAAUACCGGUUAUCGAGAUCAAAAAAGAUAUUGUGCAACUUUUUGAAAAUGCUUACAAGAUGUUUGAAUAUGAUAUUAAGGAAAAGGAACGCAUCGUUGCUGAAAUAGCUUGGGAAAACAGAAUGAGGAAGAAAAUGAAAAGAACUCUGAGGUGCCUUAAUAAUUUUAAAGGUUAUGAAACGCCUGAAAGUCCUAAAAGCGUGAUAUCAUCUCAUGAGAGUUAUAAAAUACCCCCGCCUCGCCCAUGCAUAUGUCACCCCCAGUUCAACUAUAACAGAUAUCCGAAGGAUCGGUUUGGUAUAUACUUACCGAAUGAAGAAAAUUAUAGCGCUGGAAACGUCACCGUUACACCGGCCAUAUCAGACACAAGCGAUGAAGAACACAGUGAAAAAACAAAUUGACUAAUGCUUUAUUUUUAUUUAACUUAAUUUAUAUAUAAUUCACUUAUUAAAUAACAAAAAGCACAGCUUAACAAGAACUCGCGAGAUUACUUUAGUAUUAAUAAUAUUAAAGCAUUUCAUGUAUUA